Dovyalis caffra is the source of this 1809-nucleotide messenger RNA. NCBI's taxonomy places the organism in Eukaryota, Viridiplantae, Streptophyta, Magnoliopsida, Malpighiales, Salicaceae. The record is from the annotation of a GenBank genome assembly.
AUGAAAAAGCUGUUUGGUCUGUUUUUAUGGGGUGUUUUUGGAGGUGUAGUAGUGGCUGGGGCGGCAAGUGAAAGUAGUGGUACAACAAGGAAGCUUGAUCAAACACCAACAUGGGCAGUUGCUACUAUUUGUGCUGUUAUUAUCAUCGUUUCCAUUCUUUUGGAAAAAAUUCUUCACAAAGUCGGAACAUGGUUUACAGAAAAGCACAAGAAAGCUUUGUUUGAAGCCUUGGAGAAGGUUAAAGCUGGUAAAGAACUAAGCUUUAUUGGGAUUGUUGUGAGGAAUUCUGAGUAUGAAAUUAUUAUUGCAGAGCUGAUGAUUCUAGGGUUCAUUUCACUGCUUCUGACUUUUGGGCAGAAUCACAUUGCAAAAAUCUGUGUUCCCCAAAAUGUUGUAGGCACCAUGUGGCCUUGUAAGAAAAGAAGUGUAGAUGAAAAAAGUAGUAGCACCGAAGGAGAAGGGGAACAUCGCCGGAGACUGUUGUGGUUUGAUCGUAGAUUUCUAGCUGGUGCUGAGAGCGGAGUAAAAUGCAAGGAUGGGUACGAACAGCUCAUAUCUGUUGAAGGAUUGCAUGAAUUACACAUCCUCAUAUUCUUUUUAGCAUUCUUUCAUGUGUUAUUUAGUGUUAUUACUAUGACACUUGGGAGACUAAAGAGUCGUGCUUGGAAGCGGUGGGAGCUGGAGACUUUGUCCCAUAAUUAUGAGUUCUCAAAUGAUCCUUCAAGAUUCAGGCUUACUCACGAGACAUCUUUUGUGAGAGCACACACCAGUUUCUGGACUAAAAUUCCUUUCAUCUUUUACAUUGGAUGCUUCUUCCGACAAUUUUUCAAAUCUGUUAGCAGGUCUGACUACCUGACAUUGCGCAAUGGAUUCAUCACAGUCCAUUUAGCUCCUGGAAGUAAGUUUAACUUCCGAAAAUACCUCAAAAGGGCAUUGGAAGAUGACUUCAAGUUAGUUGUGGGAGUAAGUCCUGUUCUGUGGGCGUCCUUCGUUAUUUUCUUGCUUCUGAAUGUUAAUGGAUGGCAAGCUAUGUUCUGGGCUUCUAUAAUACCUGUGAUUAUUAUCCUAGCAGUUGGGACAAAACUUCAGGCCAUUUUGACGAAGAUGGCUCUUGAAAUCACUGACAGACAUGCAGUAGUCCAAGGGAUACCACUUGUGCAAGGCUCAGACAAAUAUUUCUGGUUUGGUCAGCCUCAGUUACUUCUUCAUCUUAUCCAUUUUGCUUUGUUUCAGAACGCAUUCCAGAUAACAUAUUUCCUCUGGAUAUGGUAUUCAUUUGGGUUGAAAUCUUGCUUCCAUGACAAUUUCGAUAUUGUUAUAGCCAAAGUUGCUUUGGGGGUUGGAGCUCUAAUUCUGUGCAGUUACAUCACGCUUCCUCUAUAUGCACUUGUAACUCAGAUGGGUUCGCGUAUGAAGAAAUCAGUCUUCGAUGAACAAACGUCCAAGGCUCUUAAGAAGUGGCACAUGACUGUGAAGAAGAGGCAUGCGAAAGGAGGAAAGACCCCUACUCGGACAUUGGGAAGUGUGAGCCCAAGUGUGUCUACUGUCUCUUCCUCGCACACAUUGCAACGAUUCAAAACAACCGGGCACUCAACCCGGUCAUCAUACACUUAUGAUGAUCAAGAUGUGUCUGAUGUAGAAGCCGAGGCAUUGUCACCCACAACAGCAACAACCAGCUUUAUUGUAAGAGUUGACGAUGAUGAUGAUAUUCAAGCAUCUGAAGUUGAUGUACCGCACCACGAGGAGGAAGAAACGAGAAAUGAAGAUGAUUUCUCUUUUGUAAAGCCUGCUCCUUCCAAAGAACCUUAG